Messenger RNA from Pyricularia pennisetigena, 1101 nucleotides. RefSeq lists its product as uncharacterized. Lineage: Eukaryota; Fungi; Ascomycota; Sordariomycetes; Magnaporthales; Pyriculariaceae. The record is from RefSeq and is a predicted model, not a curated record. Gene Ontology annotation, biological process: mitochondrial respiratory chain complex I assembly; biosynthetic process. Gene Ontology annotation, cellular component: mitochondrion. The coding region runs from base 1 to 1101 and encodes 366 amino acids. The transcript is spliced from 2 exons.
AUGCUGCGCACGAAAAGUAUUCGGAGCGCCUCGUCGCAGCUCAAGUUCUACCCCGGCAGCUUCGCGCAGCCCCGCCGUGGUAUAGUGACCGAGGCCGAUGUUGAAAAGGCACGCGCCUACUGUGUUAACCAGCUCAGACACGGCGACUACGAAGCCUACCUAAUCCGCCGCUUCCUCCCUCCCUCAGCCCAAGACGCAUACGAUGCCUUCCGGACGCUCAAUCUCGAGCUCGCCCGGCUGCCGGAGACGGUAUCCAACCCGCUGAUAGGCCAGAUGCGCAUGCAGUUCUGGCGCGACUCGAUCAACAGCACAUUCGCUGGCAACCCGCCGCGGGAACCAAUCUCCAUACUCCUGCACAAGGUCAUCAGCGACCUGGGCCGCCGGGGAUCUCCGUCGUCGAUCAAGUUCUGGCUGUUGAGGUUGCUGAGCACGCGCGAGCAGUACAUGGACAACCGCCCAUUCACCAGCCUCGCCGCCCUCGAGGACUACGGAGAGAACACGUAUGCGACGCUCAUGUACGCCACCCUGGCCGCCACGGGCCUGCGCUCGCUGCACGUCGACCAUCUGGCUAGCCACAUCGGGAAAGCCUGCGGCAUCACCGCCAUCCUCCGCGGUGUCCCUGUUCUGGCGGCACCGAGGCCAUCGGUUCAGUCACCCCUGGGAGAGAAUGCCAGCAGCAGCGGCCCGGCGAUCCUGCUGCCGCUGGAUGUCAUGGCCAAGGCCGGAGUCCGGGAGGAGGAUGUCUUUCGUCGUGGGCCCGAGGCUCCUGGUCUGCAGGACGCCAUUUUCGAGGUGGCAACCCGGGCCAACGAUCAUCUAAUCACUGCCCGGGAGAUGCUCAGGAACCUCAAAGCUGGCCAGAGCCCGGGCCAUGAUUUCGAGCACGAGGGGGAAAGUGAGCACGUCUACGAUGCAAAGGAUGCCAGUGCAGAAAGGACACAGCUCGAGAUCAAGCGUGGGUUCGGGACCUUGUUGGAGGCUAUCCCGGCCGUUGACUUCUUACAGCGCCUGGAGAAUGCCAACUUUGAUCCAUUCAGGGUCAAGUCGAGCUGGAAGCUGCCUUGGAGUUUAUGGAGAGCAGCACAAAAGCAGCAGAUAUAA